This is a messenger RNA of Peromyscus maniculatus bairdii (prairie deer mouse), 14552 nucleotides long. It is a transcript of the gene Hipk2, whose product is annotated as homeodomain interacting protein kinase 2. Gene Ontology annotation, molecular function: protein serine/threonine kinase activity; transcription coactivator activity; transcription corepressor activity. Gene Ontology annotation, cellular component: nucleus; PML body; cytoplasm. Lineage: Eukaryota; Metazoa; Chordata; Mammalia; Rodentia; Cricetidae. The record is from RefSeq and is a predicted model, not a curated record. Gene Ontology annotation, biological process: intrinsic apoptotic signaling pathway in response to DNA damage by p53 class mediator; smoothened signaling pathway; peptidyl-threonine phosphorylation.
GGCCCCCUCCCCCGGCGCCGGCCAAGUGAGGCGGUGAUGCGGGCGCUGGCGGCCUGGGCUGAGCCGAGAGCGGAGACACAGGCUCAAGAUGGCAGAUUCCCACUGAGGCUGAGGGGGCCGAGCUCGCGCGCCGCGUUCCCUUCUCCGUUGCCAUGAACCGCGGACACCCCGGCUCCGAUGGCCCCCGUGUACGAAGGUAUGGCCUCACAUGUACAAGUUUUCUCCCCUCACACCCUUCAAUCAAGUGCCUUCUGUAGUGUGAAGAAACUGAAAGUAGAGCCGAGUUCCACCUGGGACAUGACUGGGUACGGCUCCCACAGCAAAGCGUACAGCCAGAGCAAGAACAUACCACCUUCUCAGCCAGCCUCCACAACCGUCAGCACCUCCUUGCCAAUCCCAAACCCGAGCCUACCUUACGAGCAGACCAUCAUCUUCCCAGGAAGUACUGGACACAUAGUUGUAACGUCAGCAAGUAGCACUUCUGUCACCGGGCAAGUCCUCGGCGGACCACAUAACCUAAUGCGUCGAAGCACUGUGAGCCUCCUUGACACCUACCAAAAAUGUGGACUCAAGCGAAAGAGUGAGGAGAUUGAGAACACAAGCAGCGUGCAGAUCAUUGAAGAGCAUCCACCCAUGAUUCAGAAUAAUGCCAGCGGGGCCACUGUAGCUACUGCCACCACAUCCACUGCCACCUCCAAAAACAGUGGCUCCAACAGUGAAGGUGACUAUCAGCUGGUACAGCAUGAAGUGCUGUGCUCCAUGACCAACACCUAUGAGGUUCUAGAGUUUUUGGGCAGAGGGACAUUUGGACAAGUGGUCAAGUGCUGGAAGCGGGGCACCAAUGAAAUUGUGGCCAUUAAGAUCCUAAAGAACCACCCUUCCUAUGCCCGACAAGGUCAGAUUGAAGUGAGCAUCCUAGCCCGGCUGAGCACAGAGAGCGCCGAUGACUACAACUUUGUGCGGGCCUAUGAGUGCUUCCAACACAAGAACCACACGUGCUUAGUCUUUGAGAUGCUGGAGCAGAACCUCUAUGACUUUCUGAAACAGAACAAGUUUAGCCCCUUGCCCCUCAAGUACAUUCGCCCAGUCCUCCAGCAGGUAGCUACAGCCCUGAUGAAACUCAAAAGCCUGGGUCUUAUCCAUGCUGACCUCAAACCAGAGAACAUCAUGCUGGUAGAUCCAUCCAGACAGCCAUACCGAGUGAAGGUCAUUGACUUCGGUUCAGCCAGUCACGUGUCCAAAGCCGUCUGCUCUACCUACUUGCAAUCCAGAUACUACAGGGCCCCCGAGAUCAUCCUUGGUUUGCCAUUCUGUGAGGCAAUUGACAUGUGGUCCCUUGGUUGUGUCAUUGCUGAGCUGUUCCUGGGCUGGCCGUUAUAUCCAGGAGCUUCCGAGUAUGAUCAGAUUCGGUAUAUUUCACAAACACAGGGUUUGCCAGCUGAAUAUUUAUUAAGUGCAGGGACAAAGACAACUAGGUUUUUCAACCGUGACACAGACUCUCCGUAUCCUUUGUGGAGGCUAAAGACACCAGAUGACCAUGAAGCAGAGACGGGAAUUAAGUCAAAAGAAGCAAGAAAGUACAUUUUCAACUGUUUGGAUGAUAUGGCCCAGGUGAACAUGACAACAGAUCUGGAAGGGAGUGACAUGUUGGUAGAGAAGGCAGACCGACGGGAAUUCAUUGACCUAUUAAAGAAGAUGUUGACCAUCGAUGCUGAUAAGAGGAUCACUCCCAUCGAAACUCUGAACCACCCCUUUGUCACAAUGACACACUUGCUCGAUUUUCCCCAUAGUACACAUGUCAAAUCUUGUUUCCAAAACAUGGAGAUCUGCAAGCGCCGGGUGAAUAUGUAUGACACAGUGAACCAGAGCAAAACACCUUUCAUCACACACGUGGCCCCUAGCACAUCUACUAACUUGACCAUGACCUUUAACAACCAGCUGACCACUGUCCACAACCAGGCUCCCACCUCCACCAGUGCCACUCUUUCCUUAGCCAAUCCCGAAGUCUCCAUACUAAACUACCAAUCUGCACUCUACCAGCCCUCAGCGGCAUCCAUGGCCGCGGUGGCCCAGCGGAGCAUGCCCCUGCAGACGGGAACAGCCCAGAUUUGUGCCCGGCCCGAUCCCUUCCAGCAAGCUCUCAUCGUGUGUCCCCCUGGCUUCCAAGGCCUGCAGGCCUCUCCCUCCAAGCAUGCUGGCUACUCAGUACGGAUGGAAAAUGCUGUUCCCAUCGUCACUCAAGCUCCAGGAGCUCAGCCUCUUCAGAUCCAACCAGGUCUGCUUGCUCAGCAGGCCUGGCCAGGUGGGGCCCAACAGAUCCUGCUUCCUCCAGCCUGGCAGCAGCUGACUGGCGUGGCCACCCACACGUCAGUGCAGCAUGCGGCUGUGAUUCCUGAGACCAUGGCAGGCACUCAGCAACUGGCCGACUGGAGGAACACACAUGCUCAUGGAAGCCAUUACAAUCCCAUCAUGCAGCAGCCUACACUCUUGACUGGACAUGUGACCCUUCCAGCAGCACAGCCCUUAAAUGUGGGUGUAGCCCAUGUGAUGAGGCAGCAACCAACCAGCACCACCUCCUCCAGGAAGAGUAAGCAGCACCAGUCAUCUGUGAGAAAUGUCUCCACCUGUGAGGUGACCUCUUCCCAGGCUACCAGCUCCCCUCAGCGAUCUAAGCGUGUCAAGGAGAACACUCCCCCACGGUGUGCCAUGGUGCACAGCAGCCCAGCCUGCAGCACCUCAGUCACCUGUGGGUGGGGUGAUGUGGCCUCCAGCAGCACCAGGGAACGACAGCGGCAGACGAUUGUCAUCCCUGACACCCCCAGCCCCACGGUCAGUGUCAUCACCAUCAGCAGUGACACGGAUGAGGAGGAGGAACAGAAACACGCCCCCACCAGCACAGUCUCCAAGCAAAGGAAAAACGUCAUCAGCUGUGUCACAGUCCACGACUCCCCCUACUCGGACUCCUCCAGCAACACCAGCCCCUACUCGGUGCAGCAGCGGACAGGGCACAGCGGCGCCAGCGCCUUGGACACUAAGGGGGGCCUCGAGAGUCACUGUCCUGGCAACCCCCGCACCAUCAUCGUACCCCCUCUGAAGACCCAGGCCAGUGAAGUGUUGGUAGAAGGUGACAGCCUGGGGCCAGCAGUCAGUACCAGUCACCAUUCAUCCUCCUUCAAGUCCAAGUCCUCCAGCACCGUGACCUCCACCAGUGGCCACUCUUCAGGGAGCUCAUCAGGAGCCAUCGCCUACCGGCAGCAGCGGCCAGGCCCCCAUUUCCAGCAGCAGCAGCCCCUCAAUCUCAGCCAGGCUCAACAGCACAUGGCUGCAGACCGCACUGGGAGUCACCGUCGACAGCAGGCCUACAUCACUCCUACCAUGGCCCAGGCUCCUUACACCUUCCCGCACAACAGCCCCAGCCAUGGCACUGUACACCCCCACCUGGCUGCAGCUGCCCACCUUCCCACCCAGCCUCACCUCUACACCUAUACAGCGCCCACAGCCCUAGGCUCCACCGGCACCGUAGCCCACCUGGUGGCAUCCCAAGGCUCAGCACGCCACACUGUGCAGCACACUGCCUAUCCAGCCAGCAUCGUCCACCAAGUUCCCGUGAGCAUGGGGCCCCGGGUCCUACCCUCACCCACCAUCCACCCCAGUCAGUAUCCGGCCCAGUUUGCCCACCAGACCUAUAUCAGCGCCUCACCAGCCUCCACCGUCUACACUGGAUACCCACUGAGUCCUGCCAAGGUCAACCAAUACCCUUACAUCUAAACACUGGAGAGGGCCCGCAGGGCGCGGGGUGGAGGAGCUCCCAGCAGACCUGGGGAGCUGGGGUUUUAUACUGCAGGUGCCGCACACAGACAAUGCAAAUGGGGCAGGGAGGGGGGCAGCUGGGGGGGGACUUGAACUAGACGGGGAGGACUUAGGGCAGAGAAGAGAACGUUUUAAAGGAAGGGAUUAUGGAGUGGGAAAUCUAUGCUUUUUAUUUUAAAAAAGAAAAAGGAAAAAAAAGAAAAAGAAAAAUGUUAGUAACAAAAGAGGAAAAAAAGAAAAAAACACAGCUCACAAACCCAUUCUGCACCAAACUGGAAAGGAAAAGAAGAGCUACAGGAAGAUUCUGGAAGCAAGGGGCCCCAGUUUUUGAAGAACUUUAUGAACUUUUUAAAGAUUAUUUUCAUAUGGCAGCAAGUGACAUUGAAGAAUUUGCUGUCAGGGACACCUGAUACAGAAAUCCAAUAGAUUUUUAAUUAAUUGAACAUGAAAAUUAGGGAUUUUUCCAGAACUCCAAAAGGGUCAGCACCCCUUUCAAAUGUCAGGCCAUGGCCUGAGGAGGCUCAUAUUUGGGGAUUGGUCUGGGGUUGACAAAGCCCAGUUCUGGCUCAUUAGUCAGGAAUAGUGGGGUCAGCCAGACUGAUGGAAAGAAGACCCCUCAGGAGAGGGGUGGGUUUCCUCUUUUGGGGCAUUCUGGAUAAAUCUCUAAGCAAUGUUAUUCCUCAGAUGUCAUUAAUAAUGUGUGUUGCAGUCUUUGAUUUUUUUCUUUUCUGAGACUUUUUUUUUCUCUUUGAAUCUACCCCUAGUCGUGUACAUAGGGCUAGUGGUCGUCACGGACACCCUCGUAGAAUGUAGCACUCUGCACCCUUGUUUCCUACCUUGUGUUCAACUCCAGUGAUACCAAUAGACUAUUCCUCAAUAUAAUUGCACAAAAAAGUGAUAUAACAUAGGCAUGGAACCAAUGUGGUGGUCUAGGUGAACGAGUGAGUGUGCAUGAGUGUGCACGUGUGGGUGUGAGCAGGGCUGCCACCCUCCCUGUGUGUCCCUUGGCACCGCCGUCACAGCCCUUGCAGUCUUGAUUUUACAUCAUUCCCUCCUAGUGCCUUAACGACCGACAGACAGACAGACAGACAGACAGACAGACACGGUGAAGGGUUUACUUCCACUGGUACUCCAAGAAACUGGCUGGGGCUGGUCAGAUACGUUCUCAGCUCUGUGUUAAGCUGUUAGAGUAUUUUACUUGGGUCUUUUUGUUUUUGUAUCAUUUUAAUGUCAUGUGGAUUGUCUUUCCUGGGCUCAUUGUGAGCAGAAGGAUUUUAAAGAAGCUUGCAGUAGAAGGGGAGGAUCACGGGUCAAGGAUCUUGAUCAAGGAUCAAGAGGGAUGUGGAAGCCAGGUGGGGGCACACUGGUGACAGCUGGUUCUCUUGCUGAGCUUUACUCUGAGGGCAGAGGUCCAGAGAGACUUCCUGCCUGCCCUAGCUCUGCCUCAUAUGGCGUGCGGGGCUCUUAAGAAUGUCAGCUUUGCCUCAGCCUCCAAGCCCACCACACCUCCUUCCUGGAGCCGUAUGGGGAGAAGCAGGAGACCUGUUCCCAUUUCUAGUUACCUCCCCAGGCCCACCCACCCUUCCUCCCUCCCUCCCUCCCUCCCCCCUCCCUCCCACAAGAAGCCUGAUCCUCUCAUCACACCCACACCUCUCUGCACCAGCUCCAGGGGCUGCAGUCAGACUGCUAGUGUGCCCAGCUCUCCCCUGCAGACCUCCACUGGUAAGUUUGCUGUUGCUUCUUUCCUGAAGUUAUCCUAGGCCUCCCAACACACCUUGACCUCUGCUUUUGAGAGAGAUACAGCAGGCAGAGGGGCUGGAGGGACAUUUGGGAAAACACUCCCAUGGACAAUUAAGCCUCCAAAGAAGUCUGCCCUGAACCCUCACCUUUGCACCUUUGCUACAUCUGGACGUUUUCUCCAGCUUUGAACAGUGAGGUGGGUAGGAAUUUUGUAUUCCUACUGAGAAACUCUGAAGCCAUGGAGGGUGGAGACCAGUCGGGUCCAGGAUGGGACACAGUAGCAUGGUAUGGAUUGUUUGAUCCUGGUGUGAGUCCUAGCUGGUCCCAAUCCACAUCUUCAGGUAAAAGGUCUCGUCAGCAGUCCAGACUCCCUCCCUGUCUUCCUUCUGCAGGCCCUGAGCAAUCUACUGUGAAAGGCUUUCUUCAUGAUACCUGCCCUCCUUCAGUAACAAAGCUUACUUAGCUUUUAGCUGUGAAAAACUCUGGAAACUUCCCUACCCAUCAGUUCUUAUAAAGUCCCCAAACUAGGUAUGUCUUAGUGCACCUUGGGCCAAAAAGAAGAGAUGCUGGAGCCCGGCAAGGCCUGACCCACUUCCAGCCACGGACUUGCUGGAGGCAUAAUGAAUGAAGCAGGCCUGGGGUAGGGAGCUGCAUCCUUCUCUCUUCCUGCUCAGAACCAUGUUAGCCCAAGACUGGCUUUAGCUGAAAGUGAGACAGAGGAAAAGUCAGUUCGAAGAGGGGUGGGGAGCAAAGUCUGUGGAGAAGCCCUGAGCUAGAGGCUCCCAGAGCCUCACCAGCAUGGAAAUCCAUCUGUCGCAGAGUUUCCCGUGGGGCCUUCGCACUAAGUCACCAGGCAUCUGGUCCUGACUGAGAGUGGGCCUGGCUUUGCCUCGCUGUGUGGCAGCAUCCGGAGGCCAACGUGGUCUGGAGCUGGUCGUCUGGGGGAGGGGUGACUCUGUCCUCUCCUCUCUUCUCGUCUGCUUACAUGGAAGCUUCUCACUAUCCCCACUGUGUCCUCCCCUUCCCUUUCCAGAUCAAGAGUGAGCGCCCUUGCUGCUCGUCAGGCUAGUAUUCGUGUACUGACGGUUUGUGUGGUUGCCACUGUGAUUAAGGUCAUUAUCACCUUGUUGCUCCUCUAGUCAGGGUUUGAAGUAGACAUUUAUUCCAAGUAUCUGUGUCUUCUUCGUAAUGUUGAAACUUACUUUAUUAUAGCUGUGAGUAUGAGUAGACUGGAGGGCCAUGCCGAUGUCCAAUCUCGUCAGAGGAAAAGAAAGAAAACAAAAGGAAAGGCCCAGGAAUUAGGAACCGUGUCUGUCGUCUCUGCCCAUAACUAGCUGUGAGAAAGGCCUACUGCAAAGCAGAGACCGGGCACUCGGGCCCUUCUCUGCGUGGCCCAGCAGUACACAGCCACUGUUGGGCCUCAUCUUCUAGACCCUUUGGCAGCUUCUCCCAUAUUCUCUGCGCUUUCCGCCACGUCUGAACUACUGAACUACUGACCAGAUUUUAGCCGGCCUCACAUCUGACAUUUAGCAUAAAAGGCCCCUCUCAAAGCUGCCCUAACCCCUUUCCCGUACCUUCACUCUUUCCCAUCAGCAUACUUGGAGUGUGGCUUAUCUCCCUCAAUGCAGAGACAGUGGUCCCACCCAAAAGCCAUUAGGUGUAGUGAGGGUGAUGGGCAGUCGGUGCCUCCUCGUGAGAUAGUUUUGUCUCAUUCAGUCCUGCUCAGUUACCACCCUUCUCAUUUCCCUAGUCUGCUUUGUCCCCAGACCUCCUUCCAGCACACAGUUCUAGGGAGCCAAGUCAAGGAAUGGGACACAGGGGAGCCCCACACAAAGUCCAGCAGCUGCUCAGACACUGCAGGACCCCUUCUAAAUCACUGGCAAGUGAAGGACACAGUGGGACUUGUAGCCGCCUCCCUGCUGGGCUCUGGCUCUGCCCGUCAGUGCCCGAAGUGUGGUGCUGGGUGUGUACACAUUGUCCACUGUCACUCAGACACCAGGCCCCUGGGAAGAAGGACUGAAGCACUGGCUUCCCCAGACAGAAGACAGCCGCUGUGCAAACCUUCACCCGCUCCAGCGUUGGUCACAAGCCCCUGCACAGAGCUGACUCACCAGGAGUCACAGAAGACCCGCAACAGUUAGCGUCCUCACCCACCUUCCUUCCAAGGUGCUCAGCACCGAUGCAUCCAUCCCCUUGACAAAGAAGAGGGAAGAAAGGCUGCCGUCCUUAGGACUCCGUACACUCUCAGUGGGAGGAGGCCCGCUUUGUCCUUAAUGGACCGUGUGUCCCUGGUGCACCCUCUGGGCCCUCUCUAAUGAAUGAACACUCCUCAGCAUGAGGAGGACGAGGAGGAAACACGACUGUGAAAACCUCCGCUGCUCGCUGGGUUCUUACUGACCAUCCGGGCCUUAGCACCCAGGUCUCUGUGUUAGUAUGUUGGGGUGAUGUUUUAGGAGAGCAGAUGAGCAGGCCAGUGGGUAGGCAAGGCUGGUGUUAGUGUCAGUUAACCCUGUGAAGUGGAUGUGGUUGAUGUGAUUCAGAGGAGAGGGGGUGGGGUGGCCCAGUGUCCCCUGGACUGUAUUCAGAUUUCUCUCCUUCCUGGUGGCAAAGUUGUUUUCUGCUAUAAAAGCCAACUUGGCUUUGUUCUCUUUGCCUCUAAGGACUGGAACUGACCGACCACAGUGUGGAGCAGGUCAGGAAGGGAGGCCAGCCCAGCAGAGAGGACCUCCCUGGACCAGGUCUCGGGAGUUGCAAACACUCUUUUUGAACAGUGUGGUGGAGGAGUGGGUUGGGUGAUCGUAGGGAGUGGAGUUAAUGUUGAGGAGGCUUAAGGAAGUAUUACUGGUGGUUCAUGGUAGUGAGGGUGAUUGGGUCCUCACUCUGCCCCUCCCUCCCCCAGGUUCUCGUCGUCUGGCUGAGGGCAGGGGAGGGAGGGUGUGAGCAUGGCUCUUGCUGGCCUGCCAAACAGCUGCUAGGACAAAAAACAAACAGAAGGAAAUUGCUUGGUGCCCCAGCCAGCAGACAGAGUUUGAUGAGAGGCAAGGUACCUUCCGUGGCCCGGCCUGAGACCGCACAACUCCCCAGCCAGCCAUUAAACCACAGCACAUUCCGGCCCGGGGCUCACAGGCCCUGCUCCUCACUCCUGUUUGUCCCUCUCUGUGCUUUGUAGAUUCUUGAAGGGGAAGCCUCAGAAUUAAGCAGGCCAGAGAUGUCCUUACCAAAUUAGAAUGGAAAGUAAAAUUGUCCCUUUCUGUAGCCAAAGAACCUUCUAAAGACACCUCUAGAGAAGAACAAAUACCAUUCAUUCCCGUUCCCUUCUGGGCAAUACUCUCUUCUCCUGCCUGCUCUUUGUACUUCACUGCAUUUGUUUCAAAACCACUCAUCUUUAAAGAGGAGUGGAGUAGUGGUCCUAAAUGCUGCUGCUCCUGGGGAACCGAGGCCCCUACAUCGCUCACAUUUGUGCUUAAUUGAUCUCAUGGUACAGUGUGGGCUAGAAAACCAGCAAGCAGACCUUCCCUGGGGACCCACACUGCACCCCCAGGCUUAGGCAGUAUCUGUCCACUUGCCUAGUCUCUACAAGCAGUACUCAGACAAAUCCAUCAAGCCUCUAGAGAACCAAAGAGGGCAAAAUGAGGCUUACUUAAUUGCAAAAGAAACCUCAUGAACACUUUGGCACUAUGGCUCACUGUAGGGCCAACUGAGUCUUUAGGGCAGUUCAUGAGAGAGCCCAGGCCGUCCCAGAAUUGCCAGAAAAGAGAUCCUGGCGGCUCCCUGUCACAGACAACACCCCCCCCCCAAUCCUUUCAGGGUCCUACAUCUCAGACCCAUGCAGGAAGGAGAACAUUACGCUGAUUGCCUCUUGCUGCACACUAGUAGUACCCCAUGUGUAAGGACUCACCAACAUUUAUUGAGUGUUCACAGUAUGCCAGGGCCUGAGCAUCCUCCCACAUCCCAGCCACACACCCCUGGCAAGAGUCAGUACCCCAUCUGACAGAUGGAAAAGCUGGCCCUCUGAGAAAGUGGCAUGUGUGGAAGGAAAAGUAGGAUCCAGUUCAGAACCCCCAAGUUUUUUAUCCUGUUUUGUUAAUCGGCACUUUCCUCUAUGAAAUUUUGUUUCCUGUUUAACUAACUGCAGUGAGCAGCCUAUCUCUAAUGAGCCGUUCAGUGAUGCUGCCUUCCCUGUGUGCCAAACACUGUGCUAAGAAUUGUGGAAUGAACCCCAUGACACCAGCCAUGUCAGUACCUGUAUCGUACAGAGCCUGCAGCCUGCCCAGGCCGCCCUCUAGUGAGAAGGGGACCGAGGGCUCAAUUCUGUCUGCGUGGCUCUAGAGCUGCGCUCACAGCCCCCAGCCUCAGCUGCAUCCCUGUGUAGCACAGUCAGUCCUGGGCAGAGUCACGCCCUGUCUUCCCUGUGACUGGACUCCAGCAGGUCUGUGCAGAGGUUCCUGGACUGGAUGCAGGUGGAAGAGGAGGAGUUCAACUUUAAGAAAACUCGGGGGUUUCUCUGGAUUCCUAGAAUUCCUUUCUAGCUUUAGUCACUAGUCACGCUGCUACAACUCUUAGGAGAGCGAAGGGAAAGUGUUCUUUUCUUUCAAAAAAAUAAACACAGAAGAUGAUUUUUCUUGCUUAGAGUUAAUCCUAGAAAGGCAAUACUAAAAGUAUAUAUAUUUUUUUCCAAAAUGCUAUUUUUUACUGUACUUGAUAAAUAUCUUGACAGCUCUGAUCUCUGUACUAGACCCUCUAUUCAGCUCUGGACAGAACCAGGAGCCAGGUUCACGCCAAAUUUGUAAAUACCAUCUGGGUCUGUGUCCAGAAACUUUUUUUUUCUAUGAAGAAACAAAAACAAACAAGAAGAAGAGGGGGAAGAUGAAGGCAAGUUGGGAAGAGGAACAAAGUGGAGUUUUCUUGCAAGAGAGACCCUUCUCGGGGAGACGGACAGAGCAUAGUGGAGCGAAGCAUCCCAGCGAGGAGGAAGUGAGGAGGAGGUGCCUCUGGCUGCUGAGGCUGGGAGCAUCACAGCCGCGGGUCAGUUCACUUGAGAGAGGACAAGAACCAGUCUAGAAGUGCUUGAGACUAGAUUUGAACUAACUUCUUUAAGACUCUAAGUAUCUGCUCAGUUGUUCGGUUGAAUUUCUCGUUUCUCUUUUCUUCUAAAAAUGUCUUUACUGACUGGCUCCAGGCUUGUUUGCCUAACUUCUUAGGUCGUUUACACAAGUUCUAAAUUCUUGUAGAACUUUAACUCCUUUGGAAGCAAACCCAACUAGUGCAGACCUGAGAUCCUGGUUGGUGUUGGUAGGUGUUCUGGAACUCCGGCAGAGCACCUGGCAAUGUUUUCAGAAGGUUUUAGAUACAUUAUCUUACACAAACUGUGACCUAAUGGCAAUAAUUACCUCAAAUGUGGGCAUUCGUCCUGGUUUUAGCCUUUUUUGAAAUCAUGUAGCCAGCCUGAUCUUGUGAUUUAAAAGACUAUGAAUUCUCUGUGGGCUGAAAGUAAGGAUGAAUGUGUACCCUGGUCACUGUUGCCGAAGUGAAUUCUGAGAAUAGCUCAUUGGUAUACCAGAGGUGAAACCAAGGAAGAGAUGAUUCUUUGUGUCAUAAUCAAUGUGAUGUUCAAGGACGGGGAGAGCAUGUUUCUUGCCCUUUGCUUUCCCCAGUAGCAAGUAAACUACGCAAUUGACUGUCGAUAUUCAAGCAUACUUUUGGCUACAUUUUAUAGUUAAAGUAUUUUAUAGUUUACAUUUAACCUGGUACUUUUUAAAAGAAAAUUGUUUAUAACUGACAUCUUCCACCACAGUGAUUGAUUGACUCUUGUGUUAGAAGCUGUGUCUCCCCAAGGCAGGCAUGUUCCACUUACACUGUUCUGUAGCCCACUGUGCACGUUUCCUUUAUUGUUGCUUUCCAGUGAACCUGAGAGAAUGUGAAAGGAAGUCUAGAGGGAAUGGGAAGGGGUGAGUCCUGAACCUGGGCCAGACGUAGAGGCCUGUGCCAUGUUGUAUCGACACUUGUUGUCAAGGCCUUCUUGACAGCAUGGAGGGGGCAGUGAGAAGUGAUCUCUGCUUCAUCACUUCUGUCUUGAUUUGAGUGCUUCCUCCGGGACUAGAUCACUCACCUGGCAGUAGAUGAUGCUGGUUCUCAGCAGCUCUGAAGGUAUGACCAGUGAAGCUUUGGUCAGCAUUUUGAGAGGGAGAACCAUACCCCUAUGCCAUGGGGUUUUCCACAUAUCACUGUUUUAGUCCUUUCUUUUUUCUUUUUUUCUUUCUUUCUUUCCUUCUUUUUUCUUUCUUUCCUUUCCUUUCCUUUCCUUUUCUUUCCUUUCAAAUAAAACCCAUGUAAAAUGCUGUGUUCUUUCAUUUCCCUAUUGUCUGGCUAAGCUAGGAAACCCAGUUGAGAGGCCUCUGCUCACAGGUGCAGGCGCUUCUGAGCCAAAGGAGCUGGGGGUGGACAGUGAAAGACGGCCCAUGGAAACUGGGUCUGCAGAGGGGGUUUACAGGGACAAGUGGGGGGCCACUGGUAGGCAGAAGACAAGAAAGGUCCAUUUCCCUGACAGUUUUGUUGGGUUUGGGUUUUUUGAGGUGUUUUUGUUUUGUUGUGUUGUGUCUUUAAGACAGGGUCUCACCAUGUAGCCCUGGCUGGUCUGGAACUCACUGUGUGGACUGAGUUUUGAUUUUUCUUGUGCCACCACUGAACUGUGGAGAACCCAUGGUGAUCUAUGGUGUGAUGUGACCGUUCCUCUAGCAGACACCUUGAGAGCUGCAGCACACCGGCCAUGCCAGGGUACCCGGAACUUCACCUCUGUUGGCUUUGCACCUGUGGCCAGUGCUGACAGCAUGCUCUUGUGAGCUGUUAGAAUGUCCUUACAGAAUGUUCCUCAUCUCACCCUUCUGAGCCAUACUCCCAGGCUCCUGGUGUGUGUGUGUGUGUGUGUGUGUGUGUGUGUGUGUGUGUGUGUGUGUGUGUGUGUGUGUGUGUGUUUUCCUUUGCACUAAUAAACCAAAUGAAUUUUGUGUCAUUGUCUUUGGAGCUAACCCAUGUUUUUAAAAAUGAGAGGUAUAAAAAUGCGCUUUUCAUUAAUAUUUGAAAAGUUAAAGUUACUGCAUCUAAAGAAGGUCUCUGCUGUGGCUCUCUUUAGGGUCCUCUCAAACCAGCUUCCAAAAUGGCUCUCUCUUGCCCCUCCCCCCAUGCAGACUCACUGCUCCCAUAGCCACCUCUGCCUCCCUGCUGUCACCACAGAUCCAUGCUCUGGCACUCAGCACUCCAGGAAGCUCCAGAGCCAACUAGCAGACUUGCUUAGCCUUGAGAGCCAUGCUCCUGCCUCCCUGCGGGGCUGGUGGCCUGCGCAUUUGCUAUUAGUACUUCGGCUCAGAUUAGGAGGAAGGACACAGGAAGUUUCAGGUGACUUGAGUGUGCCAUCCUCUAGCUUUCUGUGACUCUGAGUGGAACGAAACACAAACACACACACACACACACACACACCACGUGCCCUUCAAAGCAGAGAUUCUGUUCACACUGCCUCCAAGUCCGCUAGCCCCCUGCCCUUCCACACCCCUCUCUCUCUGUACUGCCCAUUUGAGGCUGGCUUUCUUCCAUGGGUUACCCAGGGCACAAUCAUUUCUCGCCCCCAAAGCCCCCUUCACCCCUUUGUGUGUGUGUCUUUUAACCAAAUGAAGUUGACAAAGGCGGAUGUUGGGGCUGCAGAAUUCCUAGUGUAGUAGCAGCACUGUAUAGAUAGAGAUGUUGAUAUAUAUGUUUGUGUAUAUAUAUAUCAAGCCAAAUUUCUGAUAGGAGAAGUAUAGCUUUAUGGAUGAGAAGGAAGAGGAACCCUUUAGAGGUUGGAGCCAGCCUCAGUGUGUCCAAUGAGCAAGGCACAUCCUGUUCCUUCACACAGCUAAGGCCUCAGCACCCAGCCCUUGCCGUCCACCUCACCUCAGCAGAGCUGGGAGACCGUGAGGGCUCUGUUGCUCUGCUGCUCCCUAGCCACAGAGGCACGGGAGAGUGGGGGGCAGAUCAGAAUGACGGGGUUCCCAGCCCAUUUGCUCUGACCACAUGUAUUGAGCUGCAGCCUGAUACUAUAUCACAUUUCCAAAAACAAAAGGCACUGUGAAGAUGGCGAGAGAGAUCUGUAGCAAUGCUUACCUUUCAGCCACCUGUGAGCUCAGGACGCUCUGGGCAGAAAGACAUACUCCCUAGGACAAAAACAGGGAAGAGGAGACCUGGCAAUGCCCAUCCCCAGUCCAAGGAACAAGGCUCCUUCCUCCAAGGUCAUCUCACCUAGAUAUUUCUCUACCAGGUCAUCUCAGCUCAAUCUUGAUAACCCCUUGAAAGCCCUGGCCCAUCUGUUCCUUCACUGUACGGUUUCUGUAAGAAAGUGUUAAUCCAUGUUAAUCUGUGUGGGGAUUAUUGCGUGCAACAGUAUUUUCUCGUGUACCUCUUUUUCCUCUGUGAUGUGUCUCUUUAUUUAUAAAUGUCUACUUUUUUUUUUUUUAAAGGACAAACCAGUGUGUCGUAGACCUCUAUGUAACCUAUCCCUUAGUCUCAUUAUAGGUAUGUUAUAAGGAUGGAUAUUUUACUUGGCUUUAGAAUGUUUUUCAAGAAAACUAAUUCUUAACUGAUGAAGUUGUUGCUACUAAAAUGCUCGUUUUCAUCAUGACGUCGUGCGCUUCUAAAUUAAUCAUCAUUUUCGUUGUAGAAAAAUGGAGUGAAUUUAUAUUAGUCUUGGAAACUAAUAAUAGCAUUGUAAAUUUAUGAGAUGAUUUUAACAGAAAAAUUAUAGAAGAAUAGAGUUAUUUUAAUUGUAAUAUUACUAACUGUAGGGUGAGGAAGGGGUCCUGUUGUGGUGAACUCUGUUAUAGCUUGUUACUCAGUUUCUUUUUGAUCAUAUUUUCAGUCUCUGAGGUGAAGCGAGUUAUUAAUGGGAUCUGUAAACUCACAUAUGCAUAUUGUAUAUGUGUAGAGAUGUGAUCACACUGUCUUGGAAUUACAUUAAACUGUUUGGAAUCACUGUA